AUGGCAAUACAUUAUGUACCACCAAAAGUCAUCACCCUGACCGAGGCCUACUACCGAGACAUAAUUGCGCGCGUUUUGGUCCAUAUCAAUUUUUCAGAACCAUUUGAUAUUCAGGCUGAAGUUAGACAAAGCCGUAUCCUUUGGCCCGUUAUAUUCAACUAUGCUUUUGACCGGAUUCUGAUUAAGGCCUUUUACGAAGAGAACGGCGUUGAGAUUGCAAGCGGACGCCAGGUGACUGAUCUCGUCUACGCUUAA
This is a messenger RNA of Dibothriocephalus latus, 255 nucleotides long. The record is from the annotation of a GenBank genome assembly. NCBI's taxonomy places the organism in Eukaryota, Metazoa, Platyhelminthes, Cestoda, Diphyllobothriidea, Diphyllobothriidae.